Messenger RNA from Lagopus leucura (white-tailed ptarmigan), 4623 nucleotides. It is a transcript of the gene CLDN12, whose product is annotated as claudin 12. Lineage: Eukaryota; Metazoa; Chordata; Aves; Galliformes; Phasianidae. The transcript has 3 exons. Gene Ontology annotation, cellular component: plasma membrane. The record is from RefSeq and is a predicted model, not a curated record. The coding region runs from base 520 to 1257 and encodes 245 amino acids.
GAGAUUUUUAGAAAAAAAGGGUUGACUGGCAGCAGUUACUUUGUAUCGGCCGCUUCUAGUUAUGGAGAAACGGGGCUGCUCUGGGCUCCUCCUCCUGGUCAGCGAGCCACAGCUCUAGUGCCUUAAACAUGGAUCUUCACAACAGGAGCUGUGGUGAAAUCCGUCCCCGAGGGGCACUGGGAUUGGUAGUUCUCACGAAUCAGUUACGAGAGCUGUGAGGUGCGUUGGCUGUGAGAACCUGGAGUCUGACAUUUAAGGCAGAAAAGGGCCUCACCUGCCCUGGCCAAAGCAGCUUUCUUCCCUUGGGCUGGUGCCUGAGGUUGGCGGUUGUUCAACACCGCCAGGAGGGAGAAGGGAGAACACGGGUGUCCUGAAUUGUGACAGAGAAGGGGAGGAACUCUGUGUUUGCAGAAAUGGAGGUCUUGCUGAGAUCCAGUAACAGCUUUUUCCUGGUUCUAAAAGCUUCUGAGGUUUCUCUUGAUUUGAGUACACCACUGGAGACGUGUGUUGUGGGCAGGCAUGGGCUGCAGGGAUGUUCAUGCAGCAACAGUGCUGGCCUUCCUCAGUGGGACAGCAUCAGUGGCCGGACUCCUUGCAGCAGUUCUGCUUCCAAACUGGAGGCAAAUGAGACUGUACACGUACAACAAGAACGAGAGGAAUGUGACCAUUUACACUGGACUCUGGAUCAAGUGUGCUCGCUUUGAUGGGAGCAGAGACUGUGUGAUAUAUGACCCGCAGUGGUACACGGCGGUUGAUCAGCUGGAUUUGCGCGUUCUUCAGUUUGCCCUUCCACUGAGUAUGUUCACUGCUGUCUCAGCUCUGUUUCUCUGCAUGAUUGGCAUGUGUAACACAGCCUUUGUAUCAAGCGUGCCAAACGUCAAAUUGGCGAAAUGCCUUGUGAACAGUGCAGGCUGCCACCUCGUGGCUGGCCUCUUGUUCCUCCUCGCAUGUGCAAUUUGUCUCACUCCGUCAAUCUGGGUCAUUUUUUACAACAACUAUCUGAACAGAAAAUACGAGCCUGUCUUUAGCUUUGACAUCUCUGUAUUUAUCGCCAUUGCCAGUGCUGGUGGUCUGUUUUUCACUUCUGUUCUUUUAUUUCUGUGGUAUUGUGCAUGUAAGAGCCUGCCUUCUCCCUUCUGGCAGCCCCUCUAUUCACAUGCCCCCAGCAUGCACAGCUAUGCCUCUCAGCCAUAUUCUGCACGCUCUCGCCUCUCUGCCAUGGAAAUUGACAUUCCUGUUGUGACACACACAUCUUAAAGGGACAAAGUCUUGGAAGUCAAAUUUUUGAGCUCACUCAAACCGUGCAAAUUGCAGGCUUGAUUGUCUCUACUGCCUUGCACUGGGUAUAAUCAUUUGUAAGGUCAUUUUCCCCAAGAUGCACUGCAAUGGAGACUUGAGAUCAGUAUCUCUGUUGUUCUCAUGUGUUCUUCCUUGAACAGCCUUCGUAAUUUUUGUUUGUUUGUUUGUUUCUUUGCUUUUUCCUCUGAGCUCAUUACAGACAAAAAUUGCUGCUAAUGCUGGGAUAGGACACUACAGUAUUAUCUGUUCGUGCAGGUCGUCCUGCAUAUCUGUUCAUCCUUCUGCUUAUUGAGAUCAAAGCAGGUUUGAACCUCUUUGCUACUUUGAUGAACCGUUUUUAAAUUCUGAUCCCAUUAGAGGAGCUGUGUACAUGGACCCUUGCAGCCGUGUAUUAUCCAGGUGCACACAGUGGGAAUGGAUAUAGGAGUUUCAUUAAGUUUCUUGUUAGAGAUGAGAAAAUAACCUAGCGUAGUCAGAAGUGUGUUAUUAGUGGGAGCGGGAAGGUGAUUAAGAAAUGGGUUGCAGAGCUUUCAUCUGGACACGUGUAUUUUAAGAUCGCAUGACUGAAAAGGGGAUUUGUCAGACUAAUUCAGUUCUGUAGCACUGCUCUCUGUUUUGCAGUGCACACACAAAAAGCCACCUGCUUGUGAACUUCUGCGGUAGAAAGUAGAGUCAAAUUACCUUUUAUUUUCAAAGUAGCUUUUGAAAGGAAUAAGUGAUUUAGCUAAUAACGUCCUUCUGAACUGUGAGAACGAUUGGUGAAUUACUGGAGACUAGAAACUUCUGUGAAUUUUUUUUCUAGUCUUUUUUUAAGAAGUUAGUAAAUUCUCUAGAUCUGUUUUGAGAUUAAAACAGAGACGGCUUGUAUUUAAAACAAAAUUUCUUUAAAAGAUUGAAUGUUUUAUUUGGAUGCCAUCUUCAAGACUUGAAAGAUGGAUUUGCAAGUCAAACAAGCUUACAAUCUAUCUGAAAUGCUUUAAAGUAUUAUUCUGUUCUGGGGAGAAAUGUCAGUCACUACAAAUGGAUUAGGAAAACCAUGAAGAAUUCUGAAGGCUGUGAAAGAUUGUUUUAGAAUGCUGUACACAAGCUGUAACAAUGUCUCUCUAAGAAGGGAAUUGUGAUCCUGUGGAGAGAUUUUUAAAUCUAGAUUUAUUUAUUUUUUAAUGUGCAUAUACACAAACUCAUUGUUACUUGUAUUUUUUACCACUGCUGUUUACAGGAAGCUUUAUAGUCUGCAGUUGUUGCAGGACUUUCAUGCUGUAGCUUAUUUAAUUACUGAUUAAGACUUUGCCCUUUCAGCCUUGUUUUCCCACACCUUUCCACUGAGCUAUUUUAAAAGCCAGUUGUUUCCUACAUUUCCACAUCCCAGCUGGAGAAAGUGUCCUGUUCCUAUUUGCUGUAAGAUGUGAGCUCACAAGUUAUUAGAUGCUUCAAAUAUGAGGACGGGUUAUAAAUGCCCAACCUGGUAUGUUUAACUCAUUUUUACCUCCUUGAAUGCAGAGUGGGCCAAAUCUGCGGGAUCAAAGCUUUUCAGUAUGGACUUUGAAAUUACUCAGAAAUUUGAUGAUAGUGCAUUGGGCACUGUUACAGUUAAGGCAGUUGUUUGACUUGCUGAGAUUUUGGCAAAUUGAGGUUUGGGUUUUAAGAUGUCAUGGCAGUAUGGAAAGUUAUUUUGAUUGGCAGCGUUCUGGAGGUUAACAGAUAUUUGAAUUUCAUUAAUCUCAGAAGAAAUUUGUUUUGCUAAACUGAAGUAAGAGAUCUUUAGUUCUAUUUCUGUGAACUCCUGUAAGGUCUUGAAAAUCAGUUCAUUUCCUUUAUAAUAGAAAUGUGAACAAAUCUUGGGCAAAUCUUGUGUUACAGUCUGUGCAAUGACAGUGUAGUGAGAGGAAUCUCUUUGUGCAAACCAGCAGGCCUCAGAAGCUAGUGGACCAAGUGAGGAAGAUGGUCUCUGUUGUAAGUUUCCAGCACAGCCAGUGGAGCUACAAAGCCCUUCCAGAAGGUGACAGUGUGCUUGGUGAAAUAGCAGUCUAAGGAAUCACUGUAGAUGAUAAAGAAUCCUUGAAUAGACAGGCCUCUGAAGUUGCACAAACAUUAUAUCCUUUAAGAAGAUAUUCUGUUACAAGAUAUUAUGUUAGAUGAAGGAUCAUUUUUUUAAAUCAGGUCAUUAUUUGUAUGGGAUUAGAACAUGUAUAAUGCCAUGCAAGGUCACUUUUUUUUUUUUACUUUAAAAUGGAACUUUGCUUUACUGUUACUCUUGCUGUCUAACCACAGACAUUGUUGCUGCUGCAGGGACUGCUGCUUUGUGAUUUCACAUCGCUUUGCUUCCUCCUCCAGUGUCUUUUCUUCUUUGUGCCUUGCUUAAGUUAUGAGUUGGCCAGUAAAUGUCUGUUUAUUGUCAGUGUCUGGAAUGCUUUUUACACCUAAAUUUAUAAAGCAUUGUGACUGUUUUGGAGGGGUGAUGAGUACAUCUGUGAGUGACUUUAAAAGGACCCAAAUCUUCAAUAUCUUCAGAGCCUGGCAGGCCAAUGCUUUCUUCGGACAGCAAGUGCAGCCUGUGUUUGGUUCUGUGUAGUUUAGAUAGCAGACAUCUGUAAGAACUCUUUUGCAUUCCAACUUUGAUUUAUAUGCAUUAAACUUUCAAUUAGUAUUUGCUGCUGCCUGAGCUGAUAACUUGUUGCUUUGUAAAUUAUGUCUUUUCAAAAGUCUGAUCUAUGAAAAGCAGGAAUCCAAAAGUUAAUGGAUUCCAGUGCAAGCCGUAGUUAAGGUAAUAUUCAUCAAAAAAGGCUGUUGCUUCAUGCACAGCUAAGUCUCUUUUAACAGUGCUAUUAAUGUGAGUUGCCACUGGAUCCUAAGUGAAGUUAGCUCGAAGUGCUGUGCUCUUUUUCACCUUGUUUACGGAAGGGGUGGCCAACCUGCAAUGCUUGAGCUGAGUUCCACUGAGUUCCAGUGGGUCUCUUGCUAAGGUAACUGCUGUACCCAGCAGUAAGCCUGGGGAGGAACAGCGUUCCUGGUGCUUGGAGCAGACACAUGUCCUGCAAUUCUCUAUGGCAGGGAAGAGCUGCUGUGGAACCAUUGGCACUCCAGCCUCUGGCCAGCUGCUCCUUCCUGAACAGGCACUCUGGGUCUUGAACACAGGAUUUUAAUUUGUAGCUCAUGCAGUCAAAGGUUGGGUGCUCUGGCUUAUGGGAAUCUGGCUUUUUUCUUUGUUGUUUUUUUUUUUUCAAGUAAUUCCUGUCCAAUUUUUAAAGUUGUGUUACAUACAGUGUGGAUUCUUUUUAUGUGAAACAGAAGAUAUGUAUUUUUAAUAAAACAUUCUCAUACGGA